AUGGGCGCUGUGCGCAAAAGUCCAGAUGCCCCAGUGGCAGAGGACCUGCUUCGUCUAAUGGUGGAGAUGCCCACCUCCACCUUUGACGACGGGGGUAAGGCGGAGCGGGGCCUGUUGUCCGCCAUCACCAGCAUCAGUGCUCUGAAGAACAGCGGCCUGCAUCCCGGCAAGAUUUUCGAGGACUGGCUGAAGAACCUCAUGGAAACAUAUGGAGCUGGCACACUGAGCGAUCUCAAGGCCAAGUGUGACCUCAGCAAGAUAAACUGGCUCAAGGCCGAGGAUGGAAGGCAGCCGAAGGAUGUGGAGGGCUUGGUCUGUUGUGUGGCCUCCGACAUCACCACCUCUACCAAGGCUGUGCUGAGCUGGGAGAGGCCUGUGAACUACGACCAGCCUCCCAUCACACACACGGAGCUUUACAUGGCGAACCCUGAUGGAGAGAACCCGGGGCACUGCGUCCGCGCCAGCAUGGCCGUCCCCUUCUUCUUCCACCCAAAGAAGUUCCCCGCACAGCCGGGGGAGAAGAUUCCAUACGCCGGGCAGCGGGCCGCCAGCCUGCCAAACACAAAGUGGAAGGAGAUUGGGUACGAGGACUACAUCCCAGAGCAGGUCACGCUCGUGGAUGGCGGCUUCCUGUCCAAUCACCCGGUCGACCUGUUCCAUGUCCCACGCGAGAAGGUCGUGUGGUGCCCCACCUUCUGCGUCAACCUGUCCCCACCCCGCACUGCUCGCCGUACUGGGAAUCUCAUCGAGACAACCGCGGCGCUCCUUUCCACCGGCAUCCAGACACGCGACUUUGAGUUUGUCGCCAAGAACAAAGAGUACAAACUUCUCACUGCCAGUGUGCACACUGGUGGAAUUUCGGCCCUCAACUUUGACGUCAGCCCCGUUGGAAAGUUUGUGCUGUUUUACAAUGGGGUGGUGGCGGCCUAUGACUUCCUUGUCGGAGGGGACGGCAGCAAAGGACCGUUCGACUGGGAGGUGAAGGAAGAUCCUGAAUGGGCCGAUCUGGAGCGCAAGUGGCAGGGGUAUGCUGAGAGCAACUCCCUCGACAAGAUUGCGAAAGAUUUCCAGGAGAAGGUGGACCCGAUACUGGCGGAGAUCCAGCUCUCGGACUACGUGAGAGGCGCGCUCCUGGGCAUUGCCCAUGUCGGCUAUAUCUUGGCCCUUGAGAGGGCUGGCAUCCGAUUCAGGGCUCUGGCGGGGACAUCCGCUGGGGCCAUGGCGGCGGUCUUGCUGGCCGGGCUACGUGAAUCCCCAGAUGCAGCGGCGGGUGAGGCCCUCCUGCUCAAGCUCCUGGACCUCCCAGUCCCCAGCCUCAAGGAUGGGGCGCCUGCAGACAAAGCGCUGGGGGAUGCCCUGAUCGGGCUCCUCACUGGCACGAAGAUCUCCUGGUCCACCUGGUUCCGCCUCCCCCUCUUUCCUUGGGCUCUGGCCAGCAUCUGGAAGAACGGCGGCAUCCAUCCAGGGAAGGCGCUGUAUGACUGGGUCCAUGGAGUGCUGGCUUCCCACAGAGCAGGCACUCUGGGGCAGCUGAGGGGCAAGUGCGACCUGAGUGGUAUCAAAUUUGAACAGGUGCCGGAUGUCGAGUCUGUGGCGGACCGUCCCUUGGAGGGCCUAGUCGUGGCCGUGGCAGCUGACGUGACAACCGCCACCAAGGCGGCCCUGAGCUGGGAGAGGCCAUUCAAUCCAACUACCCGGCCCCUGACGGUCUCGGAGCUUUACUGGACCGACCCAGACAGCGAGAGCCCUGCGACUUGCGUGCGCGCCAGCGUCUCCAUCCCCAUUUUCUUCCAGCCCUACACCGUCCCCGCCGACCCAGCACUGAAGCUGCCUGACGCGGGUGUGACAGCAAACACCCUCACCAACAACAAGUGGUCGGAGGUGGGGUUUGAUGCCACCAUCCCUGACCGGGUACAAUUCCAGGACGGCGGCCUCCUCUCGUCCUUCCCCAUCAACCUAUUCCACGUUGCCUCUGGCCAGCAGGUCCGCUGCCCGACCUUUGGGGUGGGGCUGUCAGAACCACGCCGGGCCGCGUCCAUCAGUAACCUCGGCGAGCUGCUGGCUGCCGCCACGUCCACGGCAAUAAACAUCCAGGACUACGAGUUUGUCAGCCAGAACAAGGAGUACAAACUGCUGGCCCAGCUGGUGAAUGUUGCCGGCGUGCCUGGGCUGGAUUUCAACCUGCCCAUAAUUGGAAAGUACGUCCUCUUCCACAACGGCGUUCUGGCGGCGCGGGAUUUCCUCAUGGGCGGCCCGGGACGGGUGGCUUUCAACUGGAAGCACUACAAAGAGCUCAGGGCGGCACUGUCCAAAGCCAAUCGGACUUGA
Molecule: messenger RNA, 2328 nt
Organism: Auxenochlorella protothecoides
Lineage: Eukaryota; Viridiplantae; Chlorophyta; Trebouxiophyceae; Chlorellales; Chlorellaceae
Exons: 14
Coding region: 1-2328 (775 amino acids)
Biological process (GO): lipid metabolic process
Source: RefSeq, a predicted model, not a curated record